This is a messenger RNA of Oncorhynchus gorbuscha (pink salmon), 1249 nucleotides long. Its product is annotated as derlin-2. The record is from RefSeq and is a predicted model, not a curated record. The transcript is spliced from 7 exons. Gene Ontology annotation, biological process: endoplasmic reticulum unfolded protein response. Gene Ontology annotation, molecular function: ubiquitin-specific protease binding; misfolded protein binding. NCBI's taxonomy places the organism in Eukaryota, Metazoa, Chordata, Actinopteri, Salmoniformes, Salmonidae. Bases 131 to 850 code for a protein of 239 amino acids. Gene Ontology annotation, cellular component: endoplasmic reticulum membrane; Hrd1p ubiquitin ligase ERAD-L complex.
AGCUCCGAAUUUCCGACCUGAAGGUCAGUGAUGUCAUGAUUUGACAAGUUCCCAGUUGCUUUGAACGCGGCAUUUUCUCACAAUGUGAUGACGUGUCAAGAAUGUGCCGGAAGCCUUCAGUUAGUCCAAAAUGGCUUACCAGACUUUUCAGCAGGAAUAUUUACAGAUUCCUGUUGUAACUCGGGCAUACACAACUGCCUGCGUCCUCACCACCGCUGCCGUGCAAUUAGAACUCAUUACACCUUUCCAACUAUACUUCAAUCCUGAUUUGAUACUAAGGAAUUAUCAGGUAUGGAGACUCAUAACCAACUUUCUAUUUUUUGGUCCAGUUGGCUUCAACUUCCUUUUCAAUAUGAUUUUUUUGUACCGAUACUGUCGUAUGCUGGAGGAGGGCUCUUUCAGGGGCCGCACCGCUGACUUUGUCUUUAUGUUCCUCUUCGGUGGCCUUCUGAUGACUAUAUUUGGCACCUUUGUGAGUCUGGUGUUCUUGGGCCAAGCCUUCACCAUCAUGCUGGUGUACGUGUGGAGCAGGCGUAACCCCAACGUUCGCAUGAACUUCUUUGGCCUGCUGAACUUUCAGGCACCCUUUCUCCCUUGGGUGCUCAUGGGAUUCUCUCUGCUGCUGGGCAACUCCAUCAUUGUGGAUUUACUAGGUAUCGCUGUGGGUCAUGUGUACUUCUUUCUGGAAGAUGUGUUCCCAAACCAGCCAGGUGGUGGCAGAUGGCUCAAGACUCCAUUUUUUCUUAAGAUGCUGUUUGACACUCCAGAGGAGGAUGCCAACUACAACCCUCUUCCCGAAGAGCGUCCGGGGGGGUUCGCCUGGGGAGAGGGACAGCGCCUCGGGGGUUAAUCUAGCCCCCCACCACAGGAUCACUUUAUAAUGGACUUUUCCACAGUGAGAGACCGAGGGACAAACUUGGUCUUUUUUUCUGACUUGUUUCUCUAGUUCUGGAUGGAAAACGCCAAUCUCCAACCAGAGCUUUUCAGAGAUUGUUGUGUGACUUACAUCUCCCUCAAACUGUUCAAUAAGCCAGACUGUCACUUUAAGACCACGUGAGUGGACAUAACAGGAAGUGACUUUUGAUGGUUAACCUUUGGUUGCGUUGAGAUUUGGCUUUAUCUCUGUGGGGAAAAAAUGAGGCUCAACAAUAUUGUCAAAUGAUGGGAAACGGUGGAAGAAAAAUCUGAAUGAAUUCAGAUUGAGUGUUUUCUUUUACUUUUUAAAAAGAAUAAACGUGUGGCAUAUGUA